This is a messenger RNA of Folsomia candida, 1291 nucleotides long. Its product is annotated as fibroblast growth factor 9. Gene Ontology annotation, cellular component: cytoplasm. The record is from RefSeq and is a predicted model, not a curated record. The transcript is spliced from 3 exons. The coding region runs from base 446 to 823 and encodes 125 amino acids. NCBI's taxonomy places the organism in Eukaryota, Metazoa, Arthropoda, Collembola, Entomobryomorpha, Isotomidae. Gene Ontology annotation, molecular function: fibroblast growth factor receptor binding; growth factor activity. Gene Ontology annotation, biological process: animal organ morphogenesis; fibroblast growth factor receptor signaling pathway; positive regulation of protein phosphorylation.
AGAUUGCGUAGGGUGAACUGAACUGGGUAUCCUUAUGAACUUCUCGCUGUGAGACUGAAUGUUCGGAAGCCGGGUCGUUAUGUUGAACAGACAAGAAAAGAUGAUAUUAUCCCGUCUUCUCUGUGUGUGUACGGUGUCGGAUUUCUUUAUGGUGCACGGUGUCGUUCAUGCCAAUUUACAAACAUUCUGCAGCAUACUGACAUGUGGUAGAUUUAUAAGUACGUUAUAGACGUUUCGUGGCUUUCGCACAUUUCAGUCUGCUCUAGCCAGCCAAAACAACCAUCCGUCCAUUCUCUAAAGUAAGAGUGGAACGUUCACUUCCGGUUUAUUUUUUUGGAAGAAACGAGGAAUAUGUAACUGCCAUGAAAAGCAGAGAAAUCUCAGGUUGAUACAAUAACUGACCAGUUUACAAGUCAUUUUAUUCAGGUGAAAUUUGUCCGUGGCCAUGUGUGGGAGCUGCUUUGGGCUGUGCGGGAGGGAAGUUGAGGAGUCCUCACUUCCUGAGCCGGAGGGAGAAGGCGGGGGGCGGCUAUUCGACAAGGUUUCACGAGAAGAGAGGGACACCUCGACCAUUCCGGGCGUCAUUGGACGACGGAGGAGAAUUCGACGACUUCAUUGCAGAACCGGGUUCGACGUGGCAGUGUAUGCCAAUGGAAAGAUUAGGGGCACGAAGUCUCCCAGGAAUAAGUACGGUCUAUUGGAAUUUGAAGCUGCUGGUCUGGAUGGUCAACUCAGAAUAAGGGGGGUUUCUACAGGGUUUUACAUUACGAUGACUCCGAAGGGCAGAAUUGUUGGGCAGCCGGAAAAGGAUCAGCCAGAUUGAAGCUAGAAUGGGAGUGACAACAACGUACAUGUCAUUACUUUCUCAAGAUUUUGCUCACCUUGGGUGGUACUUGGCAAUAAAGAAAUCCGGAAAACCGAAAGCAGGUCACAAGACAAACCAUCCAUAUCCACAAAAAGCUAUUUCAUUCCUGUCCAGAGUGGUCGGAGAAGAGUUUUACUAAUCCUAAGUUACCAAAUGUUUGGUCUCAAGUUCAAUUUGUUGUGAGCCAUGAAAACAUCUUCAGAGCUUUAGAAGAGGUUCGAAAAUUUUGUGUUCCAAUUUUAACUACUUUACAAAUAUAUAGAAAUUUAUGAAUCCAUUUUACAUGUGUAUUGUUAUUUUGUUUUGCCUUUCACAGUUUUUUCCUGCUUAUAUAAAUAUAACUAAUAACCACUAAAUUCGAUUCACUUAUUAGUAUUUUUUGAUAUGAUAUAUUACAUGCAAAAAUAAAACGAUGAUAGAUAAAGA